Molecule: messenger RNA, 2534 nt
Organism: Didymodactylos carnosus
Lineage: Eukaryota; Metazoa; Rotifera; Eurotatoria; Philodinida; Philodinidae
Source: the annotation of a GenBank genome assembly
CCUUGUUUCAUUUCAUCCAGUUCGUUCACAUACCAGUUCGUGCUUGGAAAUUUAGCUGUUUGUGACGCAAAAUCUGCCAAGAUCGUUGCAGGCCGGUAGCCAGGAUUUUGCUAAGGAGGAUGCACUAUAGAUGUAAAUCGAUAUACCGGUUUUCUUGUAUUUUGUCUUUUGGUUGUACCGGUUCUGAUUCCAAUAUAGUGAAGUCUGUGCGACAGCGACUGGUCCAGAAAACCAACAGGACGCAAAAGGAUCUUCGCACCGUUUUGCAUCAAUGAAGCGCGAAAAAAUAAUGUCUUUUGAAAAGAGAUGGAAGCUCGAACCUUGUCUCGUCAAUGAUUUCUUUAGAAUUUCAUAGCAGUUUCAAAGCAGUUAAAUGGCACAUGUGAUAAUUGAGAAUUUUGAAAUUUUUAGCUAACAAAAUUAGAUAAUAGUAUCUGUUGUUUUUACGUUCUAACAUUCAAGGAGAAAAAAUUACAAAAAAUUAAAAACAGUAUUUAAUUUGAUGCUAUGAAUUCUCUGAUCGUUAGGGAAUUUUUCGUUGUGCACAUAUCUGUCAAAACUUUUAGAACAUUUACACCCCCCUAAUCCUAGACCCUUCGCGCGGCCACUGGGGUACUCUGAGUAGCACGAACUAUCUGAGGCUCAGCGAGAUGUAAUAAAUCAAUAAUAGUCGCAUUCCAAAACUCAUCUGUCAUAGUUUCCAAAGGAUUUUGUCUAUCUUAAAUAUUCGUUCCCUUGUCAAUGCUUGUGUCACUAAAAGGCUGUGAUUGCUAUUUUUAAUUACUUUUACUUUGAAUACUUUUAGAAAUAAUCAAACAUUUCAACAUUUCUAGAGAAUAACGACUAUUUGAAGUAAGUCUGUUUUUGAUUUUUUUUCUUCUCGCUUAGUAUCUUUAAAUGUUCUAGAAUGUUGAUGUAUUAUGUUACAGGACACGAAUAAAUUUUUUUCUGUCCGUGGCCGACCGACCGACUUGUUCACGAAGCAUCAUAUGAUAUAUAUAUGCAGACGAUAUAAAUAAGCUUUAGGCGCUUGUUCACAAUAAUUACAUUCUAUACUGUAAGUGUGUGAAAGUGAGAAUAAGGGCAUGAUUAUUGUUUUUUUUAAAAAGCCCUAUUGUUUAGCUGGUAAUCUUGUCGUUUUAGUUCUUGCAGAAUAUACUUGUUUUUUCUGUAUGCUAAAUCUUAGCGGUGAUCAUUGUUUAAAAAUACUUUUUCCCUCUUAGUAUCUGAAGAAGGACUUUGUGGGUGAAAGCAUGGCUAUAACCAGUUAAGGAACCUUGUAUAUUGGUUGUAUAUCAGUAAUUGAUUUCUUAAGUUGUUAUGAUCCUUAUCGAUGUUUGUCUCUUUACGUUUCUAGAUCAACUACUAUUUUGUAUUUUUUUAGAAAAAUAAAUGAAUUGCUCCCUGACAUAUUUCCUUCAUUGCCGGGAACAAAAAGUGGGCAAGCAGUUUUAUUAGGGAAUGAUCCAAAAGGUAAUACAUUUCUGUAUACAAAUGGCAAUAGUGUUUUUAUUCGUAAUAUAGAUGACCCGUCCAUUUGUGAUGUAUAUACCGAACAUUCAACAACUGUGUUAUGUGCAAAAUAUGCUCCUUCGGGCUAUCAUAUUGCAUCAGCUGAUCAACAUGGUAUGAUUCGUAUAUGGAAUGCAAAAAAUAGAGAACAUUUAUCAAAAAAUGUAAUUAAGCCAACUGACGAUUGUAUUAAAGAUUUAGCGUGGACUCCAGAUAAUCAAAAAAUUUUAAUUGGCGUCAAUGGAAAAGAAAAGUUUGGACAGGCAUUCACAGCUGACACUGGAAAUAUUAUUGGAGAAAUAGUCGGAAUGAGAAAAGCAAUCAAUUCUGUCGACUUUAAGCCAACUCGACCGUUUAGAGCUAUAACUGGUAGUGAAGAUAAUUCUGUAUCAUUCUUUGAUGUGCCAUCAACCCAGUUGAAAACAACACUGUUGAAUCAUGAAAAAUCUGUUUAUGGUGUACAAUAUUGUCCUGAUGGUGAAAAGUUUGCUUCCAGCUCAGCUGACGGACGAGUUUUUCUCUAUGAUGGUAAAAGUGGUGAAAAAAAAUCCGAACUUGGUUUACCAGCUCAUACAGGGAAUAUAUAUGGUUUAUGUGGGGAUCCAACUAGUCAAUAUAUAUUAACAACAUCCGAUGAUAAUACGGCUAAAAUAUGGGAUGUUAAGAACAGAAAUAUUAUCAGAAAUUUUGCUAUGGGUUGUGAUUUGAAAGAUCAACAAGUUGGUUGUUUAUGGCAAGGAAAUCAUAUAAUUACGAUUUCAUUAUCUGGCUAUAUUAAUUAUCUUGAUAAAAAUACUCUUAAUGCACCAAUUCGUGUUAUAAAAGGUCAUAAUAGAAGUAUAACAGCAAUGACAGUUUUACGGAAUAGUCAGGAUGUGCGGAUUUUCAGUGCUAGUUGUGAUGGUAUUGUUAGUAUCCUUUUUCCUUUACUUCGUCUUUUAUCGGAUAAAAAUGAACAAAAGGGAUCUUCGGCUCACCUUUUAAAAAAGGAUGAAGCUGAAACUCUAAAAUACACUGUCUAA